Messenger RNA from Corticium candelabrum, 751 nucleotides. RefSeq lists its product as uncharacterized. The coding region runs from base 28 to 561 and encodes 177 amino acids. NCBI's taxonomy places the organism in Eukaryota, Metazoa, Porifera, Homoscleromorpha, Homosclerophorida, Plakinidae. The record is from RefSeq and is a predicted model, not a curated record. The transcript has 6 exons.
UCUCUGCGCAGUCUUGCAAGUGUGAUCAUGAAAAUUGUGGGCAGGAGGUGGCAACUUCUCAUAGCCUCAUCUAUCCUACUCGCAGCAUACACGUGCAAGAUUAGUGUUGCUACUUCAUUCGCAACCACAUCUGACCAGUUCAAUUGGGUGGAAAACACUAUCAUCUAUCUCAAUGUUCCAGAAUGGAUGAACAGUGAAGUUAAAAGUUAUGAUGGCAACAGGAGUUUGUGGCGAAAGGAAAUAGUCAACAUGUCUAAAUCCACACAAUGGAAUACCACUCCAGUACAAGAAGGUUCUAACAUCACUUUCAAACAGCCUGACACUUGGGCAUGGGCCAACUCCAAUUGGUUCAUAGAAGUUUGGUUGCUAUUGAUAAAUAUCUCCAUCUAUUGCACAAUCGUCUUCAUUCAUCGAUGGGUAAUUCCUCUGUGGCAUAUGCUCAGCACAACUACAACAACAAGCAAGCUUUGGUGGUUUCUUGCUGUUGUUCUGCCAGAUCCCUGGGACCAAGAAGGAUAUCUUGACACAAUCACAUUUACUGACUACGGCAUUCCUGCAUAGAAGUCCUGCUUUGAUUUGGAGAACAUAAACAUGUUAUGUGUACACUGUAAACUUGACACUGACUAUACAAAAUUACAUUCACCAGUUUUGGUAACAUGAGUAAUACGUACCCAAUGGUACAAUUUUAAGUGUUGCAGUACAAAUAUUGCACUUUUGUUAGUAAUUCCUUCAAUAAUAAAGUAAAUGCUGU